Messenger RNA from Lachancea sp. 'fantastica', 2859 nucleotides. The record is from the annotation of a GenBank genome assembly. NCBI's taxonomy places the organism in Eukaryota, Fungi, Ascomycota, Saccharomycetes, Saccharomycetales, Saccharomycetaceae.
AUGCUAGGAUUGGGCAAUAGCCAUGUGUACUCGAUGGCCAAUCAAAGUACAGUGUCAAACAUAUCAAGAGAUGAGAAGUACGACUAUGAGGAUGAGAUCUCUGAUGAAAACGAUGAAUCUGGCAUUUCUUUGAGCAAAGUCAGGGUCGAAAACGGAUUCAGUUUUCGUUCAUUCAUCGAUCAAAUCAACGCUAAGACAAAAGCUUUGGCAAUGGCCAGGGAAUUGGAUGCUAAAAGAGGUAUUGUGCAUCAAGAUGCCACUGCAAGUGCAGGUUCAAUUGAUUCAGCAACAAGUGCUUCAAGUGACCUUCCAAAAAUCAGUGAAAAGAGUGCACCUCGAACAUCGAUACGCAGGAUUCCAUCGGGCGCUAGGGCAUCCACAGCGCAGCCGGAUCUGAGUGCCACCCCAAUGAAAGAUGUAUCUCAAAAUGAGAACUCCCAUGCGCAAACUAUCAAUGACCUGUUGGUGCAGUCAACCCCCAUAAACACGAGCAAAUCUGCUCCUUCGAGUAGAAACACUCAGCCGCGAGACCUGCUCAGAGAAAAGUUUAUGGAGAAUCACCGGCCGCAGGCCGAUCUGGAAAAGUCAAUAUCUGAGUUUCCACAGGAAAAGGGUCCCGACAGUGGUUUGAAAAAGACAGCACAUAUUGAGUUUGAGGGUGCUGAUGUCAAAAGUGCAGGAAGCAAGCUUUCGAUGACUGAGCUUAAUGAAAAGGAUCAAAUGAUUGACGAACUUCGGGCCAUUGUCAAGGAUCAGGACCUGAGGAGUACCGAACUGCUGGAGCGCAUAGAAACAUUGCAAGAUCAAGUUUCAAUGCAGGAAACUUUGGCUAAAACUAUCCAGGAUCAAAGGUCUCAGGAACAAGAAGAAUUGAAAAGGAGCAACAACCAGAUCUUAUCCAAAGACCAGGAGUUAGACCAGAUCAGAGAGCAUGUUAAGCUACUUAGUGAGAAUUUCGAAUCUAGUAACAAUGAACGCGAGCGGGAAGCGGCAGAUUUGCGAUUCGAGCUUGAUAAUUUCAAAGCAUCAGCCCAAGAGUUGACAGGAAGAAUAUCAACACUCGAGCAAGAAAAAGUUGAGCUUGUUGGUGAAUUGCGUUUGUGCUCGAUCAAAUGCGCUGAUCUUCAAUCUGCCAGCAAGACUGUGCAAGAGAAAAGUGAGAGAGAAAGGCAAGAACACUUUUCCGAGUCGCGAGAUUCGGAAAACAUGAUAGUAUCACUGGAAGCAAGCAUUCGAGACCUUCGAAGUGAGCUUGAGAAAGAAAAAGAAGCUUCUUCAAUCAAAAAGGCCUCUAGCGAAGACGAGCUGGGGCGUUUACGGGGCCAAAAUGAAGACUUACAAAGAGAUCUGGAGAAACUUACUUCCCAAAUAAAGGAGCAAACAGCACAUCACAAGAGAGAAAUUAUCGAAGUUGAGAAAAGUCUCAAUGGCGCUCGUCAAGAAACUGAGAAAGCCAAGCGCCGUCAUGAAAUGCUCGAAAAACAGCACACGGAACUACAAGGUUUGAGAGAGUCGCUAGAGACUACGAACGCUGAGCUGAAGAACGUUGUAAAAAGGCUCGAACAGCUUUCAUCAGAGCAAAUCCAAACGAUCGGCAAGCUGGAAGAAGAGGCUGAGAGGAAAAUGAAAAAAGAAGCCAAUGCAUUGUCUAAUGCAAAAAAACAUUCCAAGCAACUUGAAGAAAAAGUAAGACAGCUCCAAGAUGUUGUCAUCACAAAGAAAAACGAGCUCGAGUCAGCGAAAAAAGACAAUACAACGUACGCAUCGUAUGUGGGAAAGGUCAAACUCUUUGAAACCCAAAUUGGCGAUCUGAUCAACGAACAAUACACCACAGACAUGUUCUGCAGCCAUUUGGAUGCCCAGUUGAAAGUCAGAUGUCCUGGAACUAUAGGUUUCUUAACGGAAUCAGAAAAAGAGUCUUCCUCAGUCACCUUGGCGAGCUUGCAAGCUGCAAAGUCAGACGUUGACAUGUUGCAGCGCGCUAUCAGAAACGAUUGGACGGUGAAAGUCAACAAACUCGAAAAUGAGCUUGCCAACAAGACAAAGGAGUUGCCGCCGCUACGUGAGCUAAUCCAGGAUCUCGAGCACAGAGCCCAGGGUCAAGAAGCCCGGAUAGCAAAGCUGGAAGCCGAAAAACAGUCGCUUUUAAAAGACAAGGAGAACGAUCUGGAGACGUGUCAGAGUUUAGGAAACGAGAUAAGCGUGUUGAAAUCACAAUUGGUCGAAAAUCAAAGCAAAAGCUUUGUGGAGCUCUGCAACAAAAUUGAGGGAUUAAGCGAGGAGAGACAUCAACUACAAAGCCGACUGCAAACAUUAGAAACUAACCUCGAGAACAAAGAUGUAUCGGCCGCACAAGUAUCGAAGCUUCUGAGCCAGGAACGUGAAAAACAAGCUGUCUCGCAGGAAGAGCUGCUGCAACUAAAACAAGAGCUUCAAAAGAUCCAAGGUGAUUCUGCUCAUGCCAUAACUUUCCAAGUAGCCUCGCAGGCGCGGCCACACUUGAAUCGGAAGUUUUAUGACUCUUUGAUGGUCGACGCCGUGAAUGACAUGGACCUCAUAGAUCUACAAAAUGUGGUCAAGAAUCUCAUUCUGCUUUUGGAGAUUCCACUCUCCAAGAUUACCAAAAAGAUGCCUUUGGUAGCCAUAUACUUGCGCUACGAGAAGAGUAUAUGUUUGCAUUUUGCCAACAAAUUACAUCAUUUGAUGUUUGGAGAAACAAUCGACAUCAAACGAUUUACCAAUAUCGUGUAUGGCCAGUACAUUGAACACCACGAUAUAAGUCAGUUGGGUCAUCCUUUGGAGGCGUGUUUGGAUAACUUAUACAAAGCGAUCAGCGUCAAGAUCGUAGCGUCACAAUAA